AUGUCUUCCUGGCAACCGGAUAGCCCUGUGGAGCGUCCAGAUGGCUCGCUCGUUUGCAAAGCUCACGGACUCGUCGUUUGCGGCGUUUGCACCGUCGAUUACAGCUUCAUGCUAGAGAAUCUCAACAACAGCCCGUUCUACGAUGUUGUCCCUAGACCUACAAGGGAACAAACUCUCAAUCCCGUCCCUGGCGUAUUUCCCACGAGAUUUCGGCCAUCUGCGCCGACAGACAUACCGUCGUCCUUGUUCACGUAUGGCAAUAUCUUCGACCACCAUCGUUUCGUCCGCCGUACCGACAGCAAAGAAAUCCUGAUCUUCACUGAUGGAGCUUGUCUUGACAACGGCAAGGAGAACCCCAGAGCUGGAUGUGGGUUUGUCUUCCGACCCCAAACUACAAAUCAGCCCGUCAAAGGUGGUAGCUUCGAAUUCCGCCUUGAAUCCCGUGGACCGAGCGGAGAUGCUCUACCUCAAACUAGCAAUCGUGCUGAGUUACGAGCUGUGAUCGCUGCUCUUCAGUACAGAGCCUGGGAUGGAGAAGGAUGGAAUCGCAUUGUUAUUGCCACAGACUCGGAAUAUACAGUCAAGGGUGCUACGGAGUGGAUCAAAAACUGGCAGAGCAAUGGAUGGCGGACGUCGAAUAGAGAGCCGGUUAAGAACAAGGAUUCGUGGGAGUUGUUGUUGAAGGAGGUGAGAUUUCUGAAGGAGAAAGGAGUAGAGGUGGUCUUCUGGUGGAUUCCUAGAGAGCUGAAUGGAGAAGCUGAUGCUGCCGCGAAAAGGGGGGCUCAGGAGGGAGAGCAGCAGCAGUUCGUCAGAUACUGCGGUGUUUACACGGGCAUUGGUGGUGAGAUGAUGUCUCUCAUGAUGCCUCUCCCAAGCUAG
Mollisia scopiformis is the source of this 879-nucleotide messenger RNA. RefSeq names its product ribonuclease H-like protein. The record is from RefSeq and is a predicted model, not a curated record. Gene Ontology annotation, molecular function: RNA-DNA hybrid ribonuclease activity; nucleic acid binding. The transcript has 2 exons. NCBI's taxonomy places the organism in Eukaryota, Fungi, Ascomycota, Leotiomycetes, Helotiales, Mollisiaceae. Gene Ontology annotation, biological process: DNA replication, removal of RNA primer. The coding region runs from base 1 to 879 and encodes 292 amino acids.